GAUCAUUAUUGACUUGACAGGUCUCUGUGUUCAAACCGGUACUUUCAACUUUCCAGCAAACCUAAUUAAAUUCCAAACUGGUGAAUAGUUUUUUUGAUCCAGAGUUCUGUUCAAAUCUUAUUUAUGCAAACGAAUUCAAGAAAUAUGAAAGAAAUAUAAGUUGUCCCUAAGGAUUUCAGGGAAACAAUUUGAUACAAAUGAAAGAAAGUAUGAUUUUGUUGAUGAAAGUUUUGAAUUAUUAUAAUGGCUAAAAAAAUAUCUCCUACAGACAGCGGAAGGAAGUUAUGGUAUACCUUUGGUCUUGUUAUUGUAUUGACUAUUGCAACACGCUUCCACAAAAUAACUGAACCUGAUCAUGUUUGUUGGGAUGAAACUCAUUUUGGAAAAAUGGGAAGUUGGUAUAUCAAUCGUACAUUCUUUUUCGAUGUUCAUCCCCCUCUUGGGAAGAUGCUCAUUGGUCUAUCAGGCUAUUUAACUGGAUACGAUGGUAAAUUUGCAUUUGAUAAACCUGGAGAUAAAUAUGAAAACACAAGUUAUGUUGGUAUGCGUAUUUUUUGUGCAUCUUUAGGAGCGUCAGUUGUCCCUAUGGCCUUCUUAACAGUACAUGAAAUGACAAAUUCGUUGACUUCUGCACUUUUUUCUUCCUUGUUAGUUAUUUUUGAUGUCGGCUUGAUCACACUUUCUCAGUAUAUAUUACUUGAUCCAAUUCUUCUUUGCUUCAUGGUGGGUUCACUUCUUGGUGCUGUAAAAGUUACUUCAAACAAAAUUCAGGAAUUUUCUGUAAAGUGGUGGUGUUGGUUAUUUUUCACAGGAACAAUGUUAUCCUGUUGUAUGGCUGUGAAAUUUGUUGGUCUUUUUGUUGUGAUUCUCAUUGGAUUAAUGACUAUAGUUGAUCUAUGGAACAUAUUAGGAGAUCUUUCAAGGCCUGUCAUGGAUACUGCAAAACAUUUCAUUGCACGAGCUAUUUUCCUCAUUAUUUGGCCAACUAUGCUGUAUGCCUUAUAUUUUUAUAUUCAUCUGAAGGUUCUCAAUCACAGUGGGAGCGGCGAUGGUUUCUACAGUUCGGCAUUUCAAUCGCAGCUCAUAGAAAAUAGUUUGCAUAAUGCAAGCAUGCCUAGACAUGUUGCCUAUGGUGCAGUUAUCACCUUGAAAAAUCAUAAAACAGGUGGUGGAUAUCUUCAUUCCCAUUAUCAUUUAUACCCAGAAGGAGUGGGAGCAAGACAGCAACAGAUAACCACUUAUACUCAUAAAGAUGAUAACAAUAAAUGGAUUAUAAAGAAGUAUAACUCUGAGAUCAAGGAUAUUGAAAUAAUUCGAAGUGGUGACUUGGUACGAUUGGAACACUCGGCAACUAAACGAAAUCUCCACUCUCAUAAAGAACAAGCACCUAUAACUAAAAAGCAUUAUCAAGUCACCGGGUAUGGAGAAAAUGGUACAGGUGAUGUGAAUGACGUUUGGAGAGUCACUAUUCUCAAUGGAGUAGAAGGUGAAAAGCUCAAAACUGUUACCAGCAGGAUUAAAUUUGUUCAUUAUUUACAAUCCUGUAUUCUCACAACUAGCGGCAAACAGCUGCCAAAAUGGGGUUAUGAACAGCAAGAAGUAUCUUGCAAUCCUAAUUUGAGAGAUUCGAAUGGAGUGUGGAACGUUGAAGAAAACUUUUUUCCCAAACUGGAGAAUGUUAGUUUUGAAGUAUAUGCUCCAAGUUUUUUGGAAAGAUUUUUGGAAUCCCAUGCCGUAAUGUUACAAGGUAAUUCAGGGUUGAAACCAAAAGAAGGAGAAAUAACCUCGAGGCCAUGGCAAUGGCCUAUUAAUUAUAGGGGACAAUUUUUUUCUGGUUCUACUUAUAGAAUUUACUUGUUAGGGAAUCCUGUUAUAUGGUGGAGUAAUCUCAUAUUUCUCCUCAUUUUUGUCAUGAUAUUCAUAGCUAAUGCCAUUAAAACUCAAAGGGGAUAUAUUGAACAGUUCAAAGAGGAGCAUAGUUUGAAGUUGAAAGCAUGUACUUGGCUUUUUAUUGGAUGGUUGUUGCAUUAUGUACCAUUUUGGGCAAUGGGAAGAGUACUUUAUUUUCAUCAUUAUUUUCCAGCAAUAAUAUUCAGUUCUCUUAUAUCAGGCAUCAUCAUAGAUUAUUUUCUAGAAGACAUUCCAAAACUGUUUCCUGCAACAGUAGCCAAUACAGUCUAUCAUACAGUCCUAGGUGUCAUUUUGUCUUCUAUUCUAUACAGUUUUUAUUUGUUUUCUCCUCUCGCCUAUGGAAUGAAUGGACCAACAUCAAGUGAAAGUAAUUCGACAAUGUUUGGACUCAAAUGGAUGGACAGCUGGGAAUUUUGAAUAAUAUUCAGACUGAUAAUUCUUUUUUAUUCAAGUAUAUAGUUUAUUUAUUUGUUGAAAUUAGGAUUAAUUCUAAAAUCAUUUAUAAAGAAGAUAGAAAUAUGACCAGGUUGAUAUUUUAUAUGUAAUUGUUGAUUUCAUGAAAACAUGAGUAACAAAAAUCUUAUUUUUAUACUUAUUUUGAUUAUAUAAUUAAAUAAAAAUCAGUUCAAAAAUA
This is a messenger RNA of Harmonia axyridis, 2545 nucleotides long. RefSeq names its product protein O-mannosyl-transferase 2 (gene twisted). The transcript has 13 exons. Lineage: Eukaryota; Metazoa; Arthropoda; Insecta; Coleoptera; Coccinellidae. Gene Ontology annotation, biological process: protein O-linked glycosylation via mannose. Gene Ontology annotation, molecular function: dolichyl-phosphate-mannose-protein mannosyltransferase activity. The coding region runs from base 244 to 2328 and encodes 694 amino acids. Gene Ontology annotation, cellular component: endoplasmic reticulum; membrane. The record is from RefSeq and is a predicted model, not a curated record.